AUGCUACGUCUGGCCCACGGGGCCCUAGCUCGCAUUGGGAGCCGAAUCCUAGAGGGGGACAACAUGCCAACUGCCAAGAAACUAGCUAACAUUGGCUACAAGACCUUCUCCUCCUCCAUGAUGCUUCUCACUGUGUAUGGGGACUACCUCUGCAGUGCCCGAGCCUACCACUAUUUCCAGCCGCCCAGCUCCCAGUGCCAAGCUGCAGAAGAACAGAACACCUCGGGAGUCUUGUAG
Messenger RNA from Globicephala melas (long-finned pilot whale), 237 nucleotides. Its product is annotated as cytochrome c oxidase assembly protein COX14-like. Lineage: Eukaryota; Metazoa; Chordata; Mammalia; Artiodactyla; Delphinidae. The record is from RefSeq and is a predicted model, not a curated record. Gene Ontology annotation, cellular component: mitochondrion. Gene Ontology annotation, biological process: mitochondrial respiratory chain complex IV assembly.